AUGUCUAAAGACACUAAAGUGAGACCAACUCAAACCCAGAUGAGGUAUUUGGUUGAUCUAAUGGCCAAUGAUCAACAAUUGUGUUCGGGCAAGUUUACUAAAAGUUUUACACAUAAAAUUGCUCAACAAAGAUGGGAAAGCAUCUCUAUUCAAUUAAAUGCAUUACCAGGUGCGGAGAAGAGUUGGAAUAAGUGGAAGAAAACAUGGCAAGAUACUAGAAACAUAACAAAAUCUAAAGCGGCAGCUAUUAAAAGGCACAUAGGAGGUACAGGUGGUGGAUCAAAAUGCGAAAUUGAACUAAAUGAAGUUCAAAAGGAAAUUUUACCUUUAUUUAGCCAAGCAUCUGUUAGCGGUCACUUUAAUUCUGAAGAGUCAGUGGUUGAGUUUGACUUUGAUGAUACAACUAAAGAUGUGUUAACUGAUGCUAAUGAAUUAUGUAUUGAAGAGUUGGUAGAGACAAUCACUUACAGUAAUUCUGAGAAAGAAAAUAAUGAACCCCCAUUAAACAUUAAAGCUGUGAAUGAAAAUUAUUACGAGCCUUCAACUUUUGAACCAUUAACAACAACUACAAGUGCUCAUAAACCAA
Myzus persicae (green peach aphid) is the source of this 586-nucleotide messenger RNA. RefSeq lists its product as uncharacterized. The annotation marks the transcript as partial. The record is from RefSeq and is a predicted model, not a curated record. Lineage: Eukaryota; Metazoa; Arthropoda; Insecta; Hemiptera; Aphididae. Gene Ontology annotation, cellular component: nucleus. The transcript is spliced from 3 exons.